AUGCAGUUCCCCAAGCUCGGUGGCAAGGGCGUAGAGCACAAGGAUCGGACGGACGCCGAUACUCCCGCCCCGGAUUCCGGCUCCGAUAUCACGGCUGAGCAAAAGAUCACCUUUGCCGCCGCUUUCCUCGGUCUUGUUGCCAGUAUCGGUGGUUUCAUGUUCGGUUAUGUCAGUGGCCAAGUUUCCGGUUUCUUCCUCAUGGAAGAUUUCAUGCAGCGCUUCGGUGAGGCCCAGAAUGGCACCUACGUCUUCAGCGCCGCUCGCCAAGGUACCAUUGUCGGUCUUCUGUGCAUCGGCUGUCUCGUUGGUGCUUUCUCUGCCGGCAAGCUUGCCGACACCCUCGGCCGUCGCUUGACCAUCUCCAUCUUCGCCUUCUUCUCCUGCAUUGGUAUCAUCAUCGAGAUCUCCUCCACCACCAAGUGGUACCAGUUCGCCAUUGGCCGCCUCGUUAACGGCGUCGGCAUCGGCGCCCUGUCCGUCGUCGUUCCCAUGUACCAGUCCGAGUCUUGCCCCGCCAUCAUCCGCGGUGUCAUCGUCUCCACCUACCAGCUCUUCAUCACUCUCGGCAUCUGGCUCGCCGAGAUUGUCAACUACGCGACCCAUAACAAGGCCGGCUCUGCCUCGUGGCGCAUCCCCAACGGUCUCGGCUUCGCCUGGGCCCUCAUCCUCGGUGCUGGUAUCCUUCUCCUCCCCGAGUCCCCCCGUCACGCCUUCCGCCAGGGUCGCGAGGACGAGGCUCGCCGCAACAUUGCCAAGCUUGCCGGAGUUGAGCCCAAUGCCGCCUCUGUCAACCUUCAGAUCGAAGAGAUCCGCGCCAAGAUCGCUGAGGAGAGUGCCGGCGCCGACACCAGCAUCUGGGAGAUCUUCACCGGACCCCGCAUGCUCUACCGUACCAUUCUCGGAAUGGUGCUUCAAGCCGGCCAGCAGCUCACGGGUGCCAACUUUUUCUUCUACUUUGGAACGACUGUUUUCUCCGCCACCGGUAUCAGCGACAGCUACGUCACUCAGCUCAUUCUCGGCUCCGUCAACGUCGCUUGCACCUUUGGUGGUUUGGUCGUCGUCAAGAAGUCGGGUCGUCGCAUUGCUCUCAUUACCGGUGCUCUGUGGAUGAUGAUGUGCUUCUUCGUCUACGCUUUCGUCGGUCACUUCGCCCUCGACACUGUCAACCCCUCCAACACUCCCCAGGCCGGCGCCGUUCUUGUUGCCUUCUCUUGCCUGUUCAUCGCCGGUUUCGCCACCACCUGGGGUCCUCUCGUCUGGGCUGUCGUUGCUGAGCUGUACCCUGCCCGCUACCGUGCCCCCGCCAUGGCUCUUGCCACCGCCUCCAACUGGCUCUGGAACUUCCUCAUAUCCUUCUUCACCCGCUACAUCACUGACGCGAUUGACUACCUCUACGGUCUCGUCUUCGCUGGCUGCUGUGCUGCUCUGGCUGUCAUUGUCUUCCUCUUCGUCAUCGAGUCCAAGGACCGCACCCUCGAGGAGAUUGACACCAUGUACGUCCAGCACGUCAACCCCAUCACCUCUGCAAAGUGGCGCGCCGAGGAGCACAAGCACCACCACGAGUCCGCCAGUGAGGAGGAGAAGGUUAACGCCUCUGCCUAA
Messenger RNA from Colletotrichum orchidophilum, 1602 nucleotides. RefSeq lists its product as uncharacterized. The transcript has 3 exons. Bases 1 to 1602 code for a protein of 533 amino acids. The record is from RefSeq and is a predicted model, not a curated record. Lineage: Eukaryota; Fungi; Ascomycota; Sordariomycetes; Glomerellales; Glomerellaceae. Gene Ontology annotation, molecular function: carbohydrate:proton symporter activity. Gene Ontology annotation, biological process: carbohydrate transport; transmembrane transport. Gene Ontology annotation, cellular component: plasma membrane.